UUCUUCUCUUUUUUUUUUUUUUCCCCUUGCAAGGGCUGAGCGAGACCCAGCCUAGCGAUAAAAGGCCGGGGCGGCUGGAAGCCUGCUCAGAGCGCGCCGGGAGGAAAUGCCGAGGGCGCAGCGCCGGGGCUGGGCGCACAGCACCCACUGACUCCUCGCACCCGCAGCACCCCUGGGUGCCGGGGGGGGGCCGUGCCGUGCCCGUGCCAUGCGGGCGCUCGGCCUCGUCCUGGUGGCGCUGGCGGCGCUGUGCGCGGCUGCAGCCCAGCGGCGGGCGCUGGAUGGGGGCGGCCGGCGGCGCUUCCACCGCGUGCAGCACGGGCACUGCAGCUACACCUUCGUGCUGCCCGAGGCCGACCCGGUGCCCUGCCCGUCCAACGCCGCCCCCAGCCCCUCCAACGCACUGCUGCAGCGGGACUCGCCGGCCGGCACCGCGCAGGCCGCCCGCGGGGCUGCCCAGCGCCUGCAGCACCUCGAGAGGAUCCUGGAGAACAGCACCCAGUGGCUGCUGAAGCUGGAGAGCUACAUCCAGAGCAGCAUGAAGCCGGAGAUGGCGCAGCUGCAGCAGACGGCGGUGCAGAACCAGACAGCCACCAUGCUGGAGAUCGGCAGCUCCCUCCUCAACCAGAGCGCCGAGCAGACCCGCAAGCUCACCGACGUGGAAGCCCAGGUGCUGAACCAGACGUCACGCAUCGAGAUGCAGCUGCUGGAGAACUCCCUGUCCACCAACAAGCUGGAGAAGCAGCUGCUGGUGCAGACGAACGAGAUCCACAAGCUGCAGAGCAGGAACAACAUCCUGGAGGUGCGGGUGCUGGAGAUGGAGGCGAAGCACCAGGCGGAGCUGGCGGGGCUCCGCUCGGAGAAGGAGAGGCUGCAGCGCCUGGUGAGCCGGCAGAGCGGCACCAUCGAGGACCUGGAGAAGUCGCUGCUGGCGGCCAGCGCCAACUCCAGCCUGCUCCAGCGGCAGCAGCAGCAGCUCCUCGAGGCGGUGCAGGGCCUCGUGCGCCUCGUCUCGCAGGGCAGAGCCCUGCUGCCCAGGGAGGAGCAGCUCUUCCAGGACUGCGCCGAGCUGCGCCGGGCCGGCUUCCACACCAGUGGGGUCUACACCCUGCACAUCGCCAACCUCAGCGAGCCCAAAAAGGCGUUCUGCGACAUGGAGACGGACGGCGGGGGCUGGACGGUCAUCCAGCUCCGCGCCAACGGCAGCCUCAGCUUCCAGAGGAGCUGGAGGGAGUACAAGCAGGGCUUUGGGGACGUGGCGGGCGAGCACUGGCUGGGCAACGAAGCCGUGCACCUGCUGACGAGCCGGGCGCCCUACGCCCUGCGCGUGGAGCUGCGGGACUGGGAGGGCAGCCAGGUCUAUGCCCACUACGGGAAGUUCCAGCUGGGCAGCGAGCGGCAGCUCUACAGGCUCUCGCUGCAGGACUACAGCGGCACGGCAGGGCAGCAGAGCGGCUUGGCCCUGCAGGGCACCAACUUCAGCACCCGCGACGCCGACAACGACAACUGCCUCUGCAAGUGCGCCCAGAUGUUGUCGGGAGGCUGGUGGUUCGACGCCUGCGGCCUCUCCAACCUGAACGGCAUCUACUACCCGGCCCGGCACAACAUCCGCAAGCUCAACGGCAUCCGCUGGCACUACUUCCAGGGGCCCAGCUACUCGCUGAAGGGCACCCGCAUGCUGAUACGGCCCGCGGGCUUCUAGCGCGCUGGCGGACCCCGUGCCGGCCCCGACGGAACUGAGCCGCCCGGCUGCGGGAGCUGCAGGGAAGCUUUUCCCCCAGUUAUUAUUUCUCACUCUUGUUUCUCUCGUCCCCUGGGAGCCCGUGCGGAGCGGCAGCGGUGCCGGGAGGGAGCCGCUCGCCGUGCUGAGGAGCUCGGGGUUGCAGGACCCAUGGGGGGGCUCUGUUCAGUCUGAGCGUACAUAACCCAUCCCUCCCCAGCUCGGAUCCUCACCACCCACCCGUGUCAGUGGGGUUUCCGGCUGCCCACACCACAUCGUGAAGGGACGGGUGUCUGGGAGCCCCGGCACCUCCUGCGUGCUCAGCCCGGAGGGGCGGACAGCCUGGGCUCUGCCUUUUCUCUCCGUUUUAGGGCAUUGCGUUUUGCUUUUUUGCCACCGUUCUGCUUUCCGCAGGGGUUCAGCAGAGCUCGCGUGCGAGCACCCUGGGAGCUCAAGGCACUGGUGGCAUCUCUCCUCCCUGCAGGGCAUGCGGCUGUCCCCUCCCGCGUGCGCCGUCCCCGUGCGAGGGGACAGCCAGCCGUGCACGCUGGGCGCUGCUCCUCGCAGGAUGGGGCCGGCGGGAAGGGACGGGGGCGUUCCUUGAGGCACAGGGGACCCGGCCCCGGUGCGAUGGGUGACGGCCCCGGGGCUGGAAGGUGCUGGCAGGGGGGGCAGCAGCCAGGGAGGGGUGGGAUGGGGCUGGGGGUGGCACCUGGGGAGAGGGGCUGCGGGGCGGGAGGAGCUGGGGGCAGGGGGCAGUGGAAGGGGGCUGGAGGCUGGGGGUGGCUCGGAGCUGGGGGAUGGAGGGAGGGGAACGGGGGUGCUGGCAGGGCAGAGCCCGCCCGUGCUGCUGGCUCCAGCCCCCGCAGUUGUGUGUACGUGGCAAACCCAAACUUGGAGACCAGUUUGGUGACAGCCUGGAAAGUGCGGGGCGAAACACAGCCGGGUUUCCAUCUGCUGAGAAGAGCCCCCGCGCCCGCCUGUGCCCUGGAGCUUGGCACGGAGACGCUUUUAUUUUUGUACUAAGAGAUAUUUAUUGUCCAAGAGCUGCGCCGGGCAGCACCCGCCCCCGCCCCCAGCGCCGUCCCUGCCCAGGAGCGAGGUGUCCCUGGACCCAUGGCGUGGGGGGGGGGGGUCCGUGCUGCCCCUGUUUCAGCAAUUUGGGCAGGAGCAAGAAGUUGGUGAUCUCUACUUGCAGGAAGGUGGUGGGAGAGGGCAGGGCUGCGGCACCCUGUGCGUCCCACCCAGGGGUCUCAUGGCCAUCCCAUGCAGGGCUGGGACCCCCAGGCACAGCUCCCACCUUCACCGAGGGCUCCGGCAGUGGUGGGGACGGGGGCUGUGGCCGCGGGGUCACUGCUGGGGACAGCGCGGUGCUGCCUCGGCCCCUUGUACACAGCACGUACGGACUCCACGUAAAGGGACCUUUCA
Messenger RNA from Cygnus olor (mute swan), 3148 nucleotides. It is a transcript of the gene ANGPT4, whose product is annotated as angiopoietin 4. Bases 209 to 1702 code for a protein of 497 amino acids. NCBI's taxonomy places the organism in Eukaryota, Metazoa, Chordata, Aves, Anseriformes, Anatidae. Gene Ontology annotation, biological process: signal transduction. The transcript has 9 exons. The record is from RefSeq and is a predicted model, not a curated record. Gene Ontology annotation, molecular function: receptor tyrosine kinase binding.